Rhododendron vialii is the source of this 1407-nucleotide messenger RNA. RefSeq names its product protein trichome birefringence-like 43. Bases 81 to 1205 code for a protein of 374 amino acids. Gene Ontology annotation, molecular function: O-acetyltransferase activity. Lineage: Eukaryota; Viridiplantae; Streptophyta; Magnoliopsida; Ericales; Ericaceae. The record is from RefSeq and is a predicted model, not a curated record. Gene Ontology annotation, cellular component: Golgi apparatus. The transcript has 5 exons.
ACUCACAACGUGACCUCGAACUACCUUCUCUCUCUCUCUCUCUCUCUCUCUCUCUCUCUCUCUCUCUCUCUCUCUCUCUCAUGGGCAGUUACUCAUUUGCAGCCCCUGCAGCGCUGGUCCUGGUCCUACUCCUCCUCAUUCCCUUCUUCUUCUUCAACCAGAUACAUGGGGAGUCCUAUGACCGCAUUGAUAAUGGAGCACUAGCAGCAGCAGGUGGGUUCGAACCCAACGGCGCCUGUGAUCUGUUCAAAGGGAGUUGGGUGUACGAUAACUCGUAUCCUCUGUACGAAGCAACGGCGUGCCCGUUCGUGGAGAAGGAAUUCGAUUGCCUGAAGAACGGCCGGCCGGAUAGAGACUACCUCAAGUACAGAUGGCAGCCCUCUGGAUGCAGUUUACCAAGGUUUAAUGGUGCAGAGUUGUUGUGGAGAUUGAGAGGGAAACGCCUCUUGUUUGUAGGAGACUCUCUGAGCCUCAACCAGUGGCAGUCACUCACUUGCAUGAUUCACGUGGCAGUACCACGGGCCAAGUACACCUUACAGAGGACUCAAGGCCUUUCUACUUUCACAUUCCCGACGUACAACGCUUCGAUUAUGUUCGAUCGCAAUGCUUUCCUAGUUGAUAUCAUGAGCGAAGAAAGUGGACGGGUUCUCAAACUUGAUUCGAUCCAGAGCGGCACAAUGUGGAAAGGGAUGGACGUAUUGAUAUUCAACUCAUGGCACUGGUGGCUUCACACCGGAAGGAAACAACCAUGGGAUGUUAUUCAAGAUGGGAGUGCUGUAUACAAAGACAUGGUUCGUUUGGUUGCCUACGAGAAAGCUCUGAAUACAUGGGCCAGAUGGGUUGAGUCCAACAUUGAUCCUACAAAAACCAGAGUCAUUUUCCAAGGUGUAUCGCCUGAUCAUGCCAAUGGAAGCGAUUGGGCCCAGCCGAAGGCGGACUGCAGAGGACAAACCCGACCCGUGGCGGGCUCAAAUUAUCCAGCCGGCCCCCAUCCGGCAGAAUUGGUGGCGGAGAAAGUGUUGAGAGCAAUGUCCAAGCCAGUGUAUUUGCUAAACAUAACACCCCUUUCCCAACUAAGGAAAGAUGGGCACCCAUCUGCUUACGGGCUGGGCGGCCACAGUGGGCUGGACUGCAGCCACUGGUGCAUCGCCGGGGUUCCCGAUACUUGGAAUCAACUCCUGUAUGCAGCCCUCAUUUCAAGAUAGACCAUUCUUUUUGAGUAGUGCUAGAACCACACGCACGUUUGCACGCAGAAGUGCACAAACACAUUCACAACGUGUGCGAAGUGUGUGGUUUCUGGUUCUGGCAUUUUUAUUGCUUUCUUACCAAAACAAACAGUGAUUUGUUUGUUCUUUCUCAUACACAGUGAAUAAAAGCAUCUUGGAGCCGCAAACGAUUGUUUAGCCA